AUGGCAACCAUCGAAGUGAAAUGGCAAGGACGACGCUUCAACGUUGAGUUUGAUGACAGCGAACUUGAAACAGCUACUGUGCAUGACUUGAAAGACAAGUGUCAAAAGAUCACCAACAUUGAGCCUUCGCGCAUGAAGCUGCUGGCUUAUGGAGCCGUUAUGAAGAAUGAUUCUCUUUCGCUCAACACCUAUGGUAUUCGCAGUGGAUCCAAGGUUAUUCUUAUGGCAACACCAGCUGCAGAUGCUGCUGCCAAUGUGGAUUCGACUUCUGCCAAGAGCCAAGAAGAUCAAGUGUUGUCAAGGAUACAAGCGGCCACGUCCAAGCUCACUGAAGAGAUUGUACCUGACAUUGAUGCCUAUGAACAACGUGUCAAGGAGUACAUGUCUGCUGGAGGAGGAGGAGCAAGUGAUGCCAAGGAUCCCAAGCAACAAAGAAAACUCGUUGAUUAUGGCACAUGGUUGAAUGAGCAAUUGAUGCACAUCCUAUUUGAUUUUGAUGGUAUUCUAUGUGAUUCAUCGUUUGAAAAAGCACGUCAGCAGCGCAAGAGUGGUGUUCAUCAAUGCCAAGCAUUAUUAGAAAGAGUAGAUAACAUCAAAGCGCUCAUCAAGAGCCAUUUAUAA
Molecule: messenger RNA, 621 nt
Organism: Lichtheimia ornata
Lineage: Eukaryota; Fungi; Mucoromycota; Mucoromycetes; Mucorales; Lichtheimiaceae
Exons: 3
Coding region: 1-621 (206 amino acids)
Biological process (GO): protein stabilization
Cellular component (GO): nucleus; membrane; cytosol
Molecular function (GO): protein-folding chaperone binding; adenyl-nucleotide exchange factor activity
Source: RefSeq, a predicted model, not a curated record